This is a messenger RNA of Eutrema salsugineum, 306 nucleotides long. RefSeq lists its product as uncharacterized. NCBI's taxonomy places the organism in Eukaryota, Viridiplantae, Streptophyta, Magnoliopsida, Brassicales, Brassicaceae. The coding region runs from base 1 to 306 and encodes 101 amino acids. The record is from RefSeq and is a predicted model, not a curated record. The transcript has a single exon.
AUGAAUCAAAAACAAACCACAGUGAUGUUUUUCUUGUUAGCCUUAAUUUCAGCAUUGGUUUUCAGACAAUCUAAAGCAUUAGUGGGACAUGAAAAUUGUGAAACAACUGCCAUAGAUAACGUGCCGGGAUGUUAUGAUGCACUAAGAUUAGCAUCAGAUUCAGAUUUCAGAUGGCUAUCAAAAGAUUGUUGUCAAGCAGUGAGCACAUUUCUUGAUCCUUGCUUUUUAGUUUGUUAUCCUGGCAAAUCUUAUCCUAUUCAUUUCUUUCAAUCUGCUUGUUCUCUUAAGUUUCCUGGAUCAAAUUAA